Messenger RNA from Drosophila takahashii, 1077 nucleotides. RefSeq lists its product as uncharacterized. The record is from RefSeq and is a predicted model, not a curated record. NCBI's taxonomy places the organism in Eukaryota, Metazoa, Arthropoda, Insecta, Diptera, Drosophilidae.
GACAUCCCCAUAAAGACACAAUAGGUCCGACAAGCUCAACACAAAACCACAUAGCCCAAAAAAAAUCUACUCCCAAAACUGCAUUUUGGGACCAAUUUAGAUGUUCGCGAGAAUCUGAAACUGGGAAAGCAAAAUUGACAAUGGCAACCAGGCAGCCCACUCCCCGCCAGUUGGCCUACCUUGACGAGCUGAAGAUGCGACUCCAGGAACUUCGCGAUCGCCAGGCGACCUUCAUGGAGCAGACAGCCAAGAUGCUCAGCCGGAUGAGCUCCUCCAGCAUGGAGGAUGCGGUGGACGCCCAGCCAAUGGCCACCGAUCCGCCGGAAGGAGGGGCAACUUCGAAGCCUUCGACGGACACCAAGGGAUCUAAGGGCAGUCUGAACAUCAAGCAGCUGAUCCAGCGCUUCGAGGAUCUGCGCAAGACCUCGCAGGACUUUGGCGACCUGCCCGAGGUUCCUGAGGAGCUAAUCAACGUAGAUGUGCGCCGUAUUCUAAAUGGCUAUGAAAAACUCAUCGAGGACGGUAAUGUUCUGCAGCAGUCCUGGUUCCUGCUCAAGAAGACCACCGAGAGCUGUGCCCGAUUCGCCAGCGCUAAUGGCAUGAAAUCGGAGGAACGUCUUCCAUUAAAGACAAACUCGGGCAUCGUUGAGGUCUCUCACUUGGUGCCAGAGCGCAGUCCCCAGGUGGUUAGGCUAUCUCGGGCUAAGGCUUCCUCUUCGCUGCACUCGAAUGUGGUGACCAGUUCAGAGAUGGUGGAUAAGAUGCCGAAAGAUGCCAAGUGGAAGAGCAAUGCCCAGGACUAUGGUCAUGCGCGCUGGGGAGCCUUUAUGCAGUUGAUCAUCCGACUCCUGCGUCCCUUCCAUGGCUGCAGCAAGAACAAGAAGAAUCCAGCCCCGAACUCAUCCGACGUUCCGAUUACCUGCCACCUGCCGGAGAAGAAGCACAGCCACUAGGCCUUUUCGAUAGCAGCCACUCACACACAUAUAAAAUGCACAAGUGAAGAUCCCGAACUAAGCCAAACCAAUCCCCACAUAAUCCCACUAAAAAUAAUCCAAUAAAACCCCGACCCACACCCCA